UCUCAUUCCUAGACGUAUGGUGCUCAUCACAAAUUGUUUGCUUCGGAACCGGCGGAAUAUCGGAUAUCGGGAUAAAUCCGGAUUCAAUGGGUUACGGGACAAUCGGUGGUAAUUUCUCCGCCCGCAAUUGCCCCACCUGGGGCAUCCUGACCCAUGGGCAACUUCGUGCCUGCCUCGCGGCAGGCGUAAAAAUCACAAGAACAACACCACUACGAUAUUCGCCCACGUAUGAAUAGGCUUCAUUUACGCCUGCUACUAGCGAUACCUUGCGACCUGUGAUAUGAUCAAACCAACAGGAAUAAGCCGGUCUUGGCUGUUUCUC
This is a messenger RNA of Colletotrichum destructivum, 322 nucleotides long. RefSeq lists its product as uncharacterized. NCBI's taxonomy places the organism in Eukaryota, Fungi, Ascomycota, Sordariomycetes, Glomerellales, Glomerellaceae. Bases 87 to 236 code for a protein of 49 amino acids. The record is from RefSeq and is a predicted model, not a curated record. The transcript has a single exon.